This is a messenger RNA of Lagenorhynchus albirostris (white-beaked dolphin), 411 nucleotides long. RefSeq names its product multidrug and toxin extrusion protein 1-like. The record is from RefSeq and is a predicted model, not a curated record. Lineage: Eukaryota; Metazoa; Chordata; Mammalia; Artiodactyla; Delphinidae.
AUGGUGAAAUACGGAAGUCUGUGGUUAGGGAUCAUCAUCUGUGCUGUCUCUCAGGCUGUGUGUUUUCUAGGCUUUAUUGCCCGGCUAAUGCAAAAAGCCUGUCAGCAGGCUCGGGUACAUGCCAGUUUGAAACGAAAUGCGGCCCAGGACAGGACUGCUGCUUUCUCCCAGGACCCACUUCGCCCAGGCCCUGGAAACCAUGGAGGAAUGUGGAUAAGAGAUGUUGAAAAAAAAGAGGCGAUUCAGUCGGAUCAGCAGACACGCCAGGAAGAGUGUCUUGAGGUUCAUCCAGGGGCCACGUGGAAAUUGUCUGGGAGACAGCUGGUGCUGUGGUGAGGGCUUCCGCUCUUUGGGGUCAUUGUCAUCUUGCUGGUGGGGAUUUUAGUGAGAGUCUAUGUCAGAAUUCAGUGA